AAAUUAGUUUCGAUUGUCCGUAAAGUUCAGACAUGCAAGGUGUUGCAGCAUCUGUUACUGAUACUCUUGGAAAUCUGAAACCAUGGCUUCAGAAAGUAACAGCUCAAUCCAAACCCACUGAUGCUCGAUACUUCACGACAACGAAAAAAGGUGAAAUUUUCGAGCUAAAAGCUGAAUUGAAUAGUGAGCGAAGAGAAAAAAAGAAGGAGGCUGUUAAAAAGGUCAUAGCCAGUAUGACUGUAGGUAAAGAUGUUAGUGCUUUGUUUCCAGAUGUAAUCAACUGUAUGCAAACAGACAAUUUGGAACUAAAAAAGCUAGUAUACCUGUAUCUUAUGAAUUAUGCCAAAACACAGCCAGAUACUGCAAUAAUGGCUGUGAAUACCUUUGUAAAAGAUUGCGAUGAUCCCAAUCCACUUAUCAGAGCGCUUGCUGUGAGAACAAUGGGCUGCAUACGUGUGGAGAAAAUAACCGCCUAUCUCUGUGACCCACUCCGUAAAUGUCUCAAAGACGAAGAUCCGUAUGUCCGCAAGACAGCUGCAGUUUGUGUAGCAAAGCUGCAUGAUAUAGAUGCUCAGUUAGUGGAAGAUAGUGGAUUUUUAGAACUUUUGAGGGAUUUGUUGUGUGACAGUAACCCCAUGGUAGUCGCUAAUGCUGUCGCAUCAAUAACUGAAAUAUUGGAGAUGACAAAUUCUGAUUCUGCGAGGUCCCUACUCGCCUUCGACGGCCCAGUAAUUAACAAACUCCUAACAGCUCUUAAUGAAUGCACUGAGUGGGGGCAAGUUUUUAUACUUGAUGCGAUUGCAGAUUAUACACCUGGCGAUGAUCGUGAGGCACAAAGUAUCAUCGAACGCGUAUCGCCGAGACUAGCACACGCAAACGCUGCUGUCGUUCUAUCAACUGUUAAAGUCAUUAUGAAAAUGUUGGAAAUGGUUGAUCCUGCUUCCGAAACUGCAUCGACUGUGAUUAGAAAGUUGGCGCCCCCACUAGUAACAUUACUUUCUGCGGAACCGGAAAUUCAGUAUGUCGCUCUGCGCAAUAUUAACUUAAUUGUUCAAAAGCGUAGAGAUAUUUUAAAGCAGGAGAUAAAAGUAUUUUUUGUCAAGUAUAAUGACCCGAUCUAUGUGAAACUUGAGAAACUAGAUAUAAUGAUACGUCUCAUUAACCAGUCUAACAUUGGUCAGGUGCUUGCUGAACUGAAGGAAUACGCAAAAGAAGUUGACGUGGAUUUUGUCCGAAAAGCUGUUCGUGCAAUAGGGAGAUGUGCUAUCAAGAUUGAAUCUGCUGCGGAGCGUUGUGUGUCUGCCUUAAUUGAUCUUAUCCAAACAAAAGUCAAUUAUGUCGUUCAGGAAGCAGUUGUAGUGAUCAAGGACAUAUUUAGGAAGUAUCCAAAUAAAUAUGAGAGUAUCAUUUCCAUCCUGUGCGAGAAUCUUGAUACACUAGAUGAGCCUGAAGCACGUGGGUCAAUGAUUUGGAUCAUUGGGGAAUAUGCUGAAAGAAUUGAUAACGCUGAUGAACUACUUGAAUCUUUUCUAGACGGUUUUCAGGAUGAAAACACUCAAGUGCAGUUACAGCUGUUAACUGCAAUAGUAAAGCUAUUUCUUAAAAGGCCGUCUGAUACACAGGAACUUGUCCAAACUGUUCUUGGUUUGGCUACACAAGAGUCUGAUAAUCCAGAUCUUCGUGAUAGAGGUUAUAUCUAUUGGCGUUUAUUAUCUACAGACCCGGCAGCUGCUAAAGAAGUUGUACUGGCAGAAAAACCACUUAUUUCAGAGGAGACAGAUAUGCUUGAGCCAACGUUAUUGGAUGAACUCAUUUGUCACUUAGCAAGCCUAGCUAGUGUUUAUCACCGGCCACCAAGUUCUUUUGUCGAAGGUAGGCAUGUAGCUCGGCGUCAACUUCCAGCACGCGUAAAUGGGGUCUCCUCUGUGUCUGGAGCAAAUUAUGGUGAUUCACAACAAGCAGAUGUUCCAGCUCCUACAGUUAUCCCAACUCAGGAAACAUUAAUUGGGGACCUAUUAGAUAUUGAUCUUGGAAGUGGACCAUCUACAUAUGACUCAACGAUGCAUCAGUUUUCUCGUCCUCCUGUACCAAAUACUGGAUAUAGUUCAGCGACCCCUGAUCUUUUAGGUGAUGGCUUAGACGAUCUCUUGCCAGGUGUUACUAAAACUCAUCCAAGUGAAGAACAGAAGACUCAGUCUGUAGGAGCAUCUUCCUCGGCUGCUGACGUGUUGGCAGAUAUUUUUGGAGGAAUCAAAAUGUCUGAUCUUUCUGGUGAUGCUAGCGCAUUUGUGCCACCUGCAACUGUUUUACUGGAAGCUGCUCGUGGUAAAGGUCUCGAAAUCCGUGGUACAUUUGCUCGUAAGGCAGCACAGAUUUUUAUGGAGCUGACAUUGACUAAUAAUGCACUAACUCCCAUGUCUGGAUUCGCUAUACAAUUUAACAAAAGUAGCUUUGGCUUAGUUCCAACCCAAGCACUAAAUGUCCCUACUCCUUUGAUGCCUCGUCAAUCUGUUAAUGUAUCCCUUCCGUUAGCGACUACUGGUCCUGUAAUGAAGAUGGUUCCACUUAUGAAUCUACAGAUUGCUGUCAAGAAUAAUAUUGACGUAUUUUACUUUGCUACUUUGGUCCCAAUGCAUAUUUUGUUUGUCGAAGAUGGAGAAAUGGAUAAACGAGUUUUCCUAGCUACUUGGAAGGAUAUACCUAGUCAAAAUGAACAACAGUUCACUUUGAGUCCAAAAAAUCUCACUGCUGAUGCUUGUAGCAAUAAAUUACGUCAAAACAAUGUAUUCACUGUCGCUAAACGUAAUUUGGACGGUCAAGAUAUGCUUUACCAAUCUAUGAAGCUUACAAAUGGUAUUUGGGUAUUAGCUGAAUUAAAAAUUCAACCGGACAAUCCGUCUUUUAUUGUAAGAUUACUUACAUCAUUACUGUAUGGUAUUAUUUAUGUCUAUCCGUUUUUUUACUAUUUCCGUUAAAUUUAUUAAUGAAUAAUAGAUUAUUGAUAAAAAAAGGAAAUAUUAAGUAUCCUUUAAGCAUAUUUGAAUUGUAACUAUCAGUGGAAUAUAGAAUGAACCUUUUUGCAAUUCGUAAUGUACCUACAUCCCUUGUGUUGUUUAUUCAUCGAACUGCUGAGCCCACUUAUCCACUAACAGGCAUAAAUGGAUUUGUAGUUUCCUAUUGUGUUGAUAUUCAGAAAUCCAAUUGAUCGGUUCACGAAUUUCAAAUAAAAAGAAAUUCUUAGAUGCAUAUAUGAUUUCAAUUUCAGCCAAACUGUGAUCAUUAGCGACAGGCUUCAAAAGAGGAAAAAUUACUCAUAAGCAACUUAUAAAUGAUUUCUGUUUGCAAAUCAUUUCCUCGUAACGAUCUUACUAAGAAUUUAUUUUAGACUAGAUGCAUUUUUACUAUAACAGUAUCCAUCAAUUCAUUGAAACAUUCUAUUUUAAUCCACUACCGCAAAGGUACUUCACUAUAGGUGCGCCUGAUUUUACUAUCACGAUAUAGGUAGAUCGAUUGUAUGCAAUAUUCAUUUUCCAAAAAAAGCACUUGCGUACAGUUUCAUUAAAUCAUUAUUUCAUUUCGCCCUUCAUUACGUAGGCGAAAUUCUAUUUUUGAAUUUCCCUGUUGGAAAAUUUUGUAAGAUUACAAUCCGCUUUUUUGAAAAUGAAACACUAACCUAUCAUUUUAACAAAUUAUAGUUAAUUUCCAAAUAUUAUUCUAUCCAGUCAGUUGUAUUGUAUAACUUUACUGGUCACUAUGAUACAGAGGAUCCAUCUAAAGGAGUUGGAAAACCUCAAUUCCAAACCAAUCGUGCACAUAGGCUCUAGGAUCCUAAGGGGACAAAAGGCGUAUGAUCCUAUUGUUGGUCACCUCCUACCAUGGGACUGCAUCUCCUCACGUUGCUCCAUUGCCUUGUGGGUCAGACCUCAGGUCAAAGGCUGCAAGUGUGGACCCCUAAGAAAAACCCCUGUCUAGGUUUGGGCACCCGUGCAGUAUCACAGCCCUCACACAAAGCAUUAAUAACUGCUACUGUUCUCAUUGUUAUUGUGUGGCUUGUAUGUAUUUGGUGCCCCCUCGUACUAAUGUUUAUGUGUUCAAAUAAUAAUAAUAAGGCAGUGAUUUAGUUAUUUCACAAAUGUGGUUAGCCUAAUUCCAUUGACAAUGUUUCCAAUAUGUCAUGGGACUUCAUCACAUUCAACUAUCAUUGAUAAUUGUAACUGGAUUGUAUAUGAACGCUUUCAUCUGUGAUUUUACAAAAUACUCAUUGGUUAUUUUCAAUUAAUUAUUUCCUCAUUUUUUCCUCGCUUAUUCUUCCAGUUAUCUUUAAAAUCACGUACAAUGGAUGUACAUCCUGGUGUUCAAUUGGCAUUCGAUGAAAUUUUAAAUCAUUGAUUAUUGUUUAUUCUCUUAUAAAUAGUUACUAUAACUAAUUAGUUUGAUCAUUUCUUCCCUGUACUAUGUAACACUAACUUCAAUCGUUAACUAUGGUGCUUUUUUUAAAAAAAAUGCGGUUUACACACAGAUCUAAAUUUGUUCUGUUUUAACAUCCAGGAUUUAAAAAGAAAGUACCUGUGGUUUUAUUGUGUGUGUGUUGUUAUUUCAUUUUACCAUUUGUUGUUGAUUACUUUUAUUUAUUUAUUUCAUUCCAUUUAUCUUUUGCAUAGCUAUAUCCAUACUUACUAUGUGAUUCCAACUUGAUUAUCAUAUCACAAUUGUUGUGUACUGUUUAUCAUUUACUGCUCAUAUUCAAAUUGAUUUAAAUAAAUAUGUUUAAAUUGUUGUUAUUCAUGAACAGCACCAC
This is a messenger RNA of Schistosoma rodhaini, 4798 nucleotides long. Lineage: Eukaryota; Metazoa; Platyhelminthes; Trematoda; Strigeidida; Schistosomatidae. The record is from the annotation of a GenBank genome assembly.